Messenger RNA from Thunnus maccoyii (southern bluefin tuna), 1150 nucleotides. Its product is annotated as microfibril-associated glycoprotein 4-like. The record is from RefSeq and is a predicted model, not a curated record. Bases 55 to 768 code for a protein of 237 amino acids. Gene Ontology annotation, biological process: elastic fiber assembly. NCBI's taxonomy places the organism in Eukaryota, Metazoa, Chordata, Actinopteri, Scombriformes, Scombridae. The transcript is spliced from 5 exons.
CAACACUCCCUCUUCUUUGCAAAUCAAGCAACAAUCAAGCUAAAAGAUACAAGAAUGAUGCUUAGGGUUGUUCUAGCAGUGCUGCUGCCAGUAGCAGCUUAUCAGUCCCCUCUGCCCACAGACUGUAGUGACAUCUACAAAGCCGGCUCAGGUUGGGACGGCGUGUACACCAUCUACCCAGCAGGCCCGACCUCUCCUGUUCAGGUUUACUGUGACAUGAGCAAAGACGACGAUUCUGCCGAAAAAUGGACGGUCAUUCAGAGGAGGCAAGAUGGCACAGUGAACUUCUACAUGAAGUGGAAUAGCUACAAAGCUGGAUUUGGCAGCGCGGCUGGAGAGUACUGGCUGGGCCUGGAGACAAUGCAUCUGCUGACCCAGGCCAAGAACUACGAGCUGAGGGUGGACAUGGAAGACUUUGAGGACCAGAAGGUCUUUGCCCAUUACUCGGCCUUCUCUGUUGGUCCAGAGACAGAGGGGUACCAGCUAAACCUGGGAAGUUUCACCAAGGGAGCAGCAGGAGACUCUCUACGUCUUCACAAUGGACAGAAAUUCACCACCACUGACAAAGAUCAAGAUCUGCAUAAUUCAAACUGCGCCAGGUUGUGCUAUGGAGGAUUCUGGUAUAGAGACUGCUUUGGUGCUAACCCCAACGGGGUCUACGCUUGGGGACCUUCACCCCGUGCAGCUGGUGUACAGUGGAAUGGUUUUAAAGGGCUGGAUUACUCUCUGAAAACCAUGAUAAUGAAGAUCAGACCGGUUCCUGCAUAAAAAUGGAACUGGGUCAAGAGCCACAGCGCUCAGCCUUGUUGAACUGUGGUGCAUCACAACCAGCAGAAUUAGCAACGUCCGAAUAGAAACAAACAGGUUCACUCUGACACCUUUCAGACUUUUAUUUUCUAUUUAUUCAUUUUGAAUCAAGUCUGUAGGCUGAAUGAUGACCAUAGUUUAACCUCCUUUAUACAGGUAGGUAGGAUCAGGUGCAAACUAUUUAAGGAUAAGUCUGGUGAUAUUUAUAUUAUAUUUAGAUAUGUAGUUUUUCUUGUCAAUAGAUUCCAUGAAAAGGCUAAGACUAAAUGGAUCCUAUUAACAAGUAUUGUUUGUGCAGUUGUUUUCAUGGGUAACACCAGCUUUAGCCUUAAAGAAAAAAUGA